This is a messenger RNA of Parastagonospora nodorum SN15, 1649 nucleotides long. RefSeq lists its product as hypothetical. Lineage: Eukaryota; Fungi; Ascomycota; Dothideomycetes; Pleosporales; Phaeosphaeriaceae. The coding region runs from base 12 to 1565 and encodes 517 amino acids. The transcript is spliced from 4 exons. The record is from RefSeq and is a predicted model, not a curated record. Gene Ontology annotation, molecular function: acyltransferase activity.
CGGAAAGCAUCAUGGCAGAGAUACCUAUAAUCAUCGGCGUUGGGGACAUCAAGAACCGCUCCACCGCGGUCGCCGACGCGAAGGAGCCUGCGUCAUUAAUGCUUGAAGCCAUCGCAAGUGCGCUUAUUGACGCAUCACCAUCUUCCGGCACAGAUCUCAAAUCUAUGAUUGAUAGCAUCGAUGUCGUACAAACGUGGACAUGGUUAUACCCCGAUCUACCAGGAUUGUUGGCGCAGAAGCUGGGAGUCGACAAAAGCAUCAAAUGGAAGAGAUAUUCUGAACUUGGAGGCGAUAAGCCUGGGAAGCUAUUUGAUCAGGCGGCAAAGAGGAUAGCCAAAGGAGACUGCAAGGUUGCGGUCGUCACCGGAGGAGAAGCUUUGGCAUCACUAUCUGCAUGUGCAGCUGCAAAGAAGCUGCCACCACCUGGCUGGACACCUCCUGCGCAAGCCGUGGACUCGGUCUUUUCACCCACGAGUACGGAUCUCGGAAAUAAUAUCGGAGCCAUUCACCAGAUCGGGGCACCAAUUCAUGUUUAUCCGUUAUACGAAAACGCAUUUCGCGCGCAUCACGGCCAAAGCCUAAAAGCGAAUCAUCAAGAGAGCGCGAAAUUGUACGCGGACUUCUCAAAAGUAGCAGAAAAGAACGAGUACGCGUGGAAUCACGGAAAGAGCAUUGGUGAAGAGGUCAUUGGCAAGGUUGGGCCUAAGAAUCGAAUGAUUUGUUACCCAUAUCCACUUCUCAUGAACGCGUUCAACAACGUCAAUCUAGCUUCCGCAAUCAUCAUGACAUCCACUGCUGUCGCCAAAGCCCUCAACAUUCCGUCUUCAAAAUGGAUCUACCCGCUCGGCGGCGCUGGAACACAAGAUUCGUCCGAGUUCUGGCUCCGACCAAACUUCCACACUUCGCCUAGUAUCUCACGAUCCAUCGACUCUGCCUUGGCCGUCUCCAACACUGCCAAGUCUGAGCUCGAUCUCAUCGAUAUAUACUCUUGCUUCCCCAUCGUACCGAAAAUUGCCGCAACACACCUUGGCAUGCCGAUCACUGGCGGAGAAAAGCCGUUGACGCUGCUCGGUGGAUUGACUAGUUUCGGCGGUGCGGGCAAUAAUUAUAGCAUGCAUGCCAUUACGGAGAUGACGCGACAGCUGCGAGCUGGCAAGGGUAAGAAAGGACUUGUGCUGUCCAACGGUGGUGUACUCAGCUACCAGUACGUCAAUGUACUGAGCAAGGAGCCACGCAAAGAAGGCGCGUAUCCACUGGAGAACCCAUUGCCAGAGAUACUGCAAGACGUGGAAGUGCCGGAAAUCGCCAAAGAGGCAGAGGGCGAGGCGAUUGUGGAGACGUAUACGGUUGAGUUCAAUCGCGAUGGAAGUCCGGGACGAGGACACAUUGUGGGGAGAUUGAAGAGCAACAACAAACGGUUUUUAGCGAACCAUGGAGAUGAAGCAACGCUGAGACAGAUGGCUGGUGGCCAAGCUGAGAUUGUAGGGAAGAGUGGGUGGGUGUGGCAAGAUGAGAAGAAGAAGGGACGAGGCCUUUUUGCUUUUGACAAGCCCGCGAAGUUGUAGCUGAACUUCCUUUGUAGCAAGCUGCGGUAUUAUCUGACGUUGAAGACUUAUAGGCUAGUAUGAACGAUCCUAUUACAUUAGUUC